Molecule: messenger RNA, 935 nt
Organism: Cladophialophora immunda
Lineage: Eukaryota; Fungi; Ascomycota; Eurotiomycetes; Chaetothyriales; Herpotrichiellaceae
Exons: 3
Coding region: 294-758 (154 amino acids)
Source: RefSeq, a predicted model, not a curated record
GAGGCAGAUCUGGUCACACUCUAAACCCCGUCAAUCGUCCUUUCCAGUUCUAGUACCCGGCGGGGGGAGCUUGGACGAGAAGGCUUGGAGGGUUCAAACUUCAUAAAAGGCCCACAACAUGUGUCUUGGAUGGGCUUGAGACUUCGAGGCUACAAAAGUCCAAUUGCUUGUUCGAUAUACUGCCCUCGCCCUCACACCUCCCCCCGUGCACACUCUUCUUCCAGCUGUCGAUUGUCACGAAUAUAUGGGCUGAGGGAUCGAGCCGUCUAUCAUCUCCCCCGCCCCGAAGGAAAAUGCCUAGCUAUCACCGCACCAAGCAAACUGCACCACCACCAAAGACUCGAGACGCCGAAGCCGCCUACGCCAACGCCCACGCGCGGUACGGCUACCACGACGCCCCCAAAUACGCCGACGACGUGAACAACUCUCUGGCCCUGACGAGAAGCCUGCACGAUUCGGGCACCACGAGCUUCGAGUCGGACAACUCCAUGAAUUCACAUCCAGAAUCGGGAGUCGAGGGCAGUGUGGCCCAGGAGGAGGAGGAGGACAUGACGCCGCCCGACAGCGAUGCCAGCAACUUGACCUGCGCGGAAAUCGUCCUCAGACAGGUCAAGGUCCCGAUGGUCACGGUGGGAGCAAGCGGCCCGGCCAUCAACGCCACCAAGAGGGGCUCCAUCAGCAUCAACGGGGGCGUGGCGACCGUGAAUGGGAUUGUCGGCGCCAACAUCUGCGGCCAGUUCAUUGUUGGGCAGCCUUGACCCGGGGGAGGGGGGGGGCGACUCCUUUUCUAGUCUACUUGCCGGUGUGGUGAGGUUUGCUGUUUCGACUGUUCAACUGUUUCUGUAAGUAUUUCACCUAGCCGUAGAUCCAUAUAUGGAUAAAGAUAGCCCACAGCAGACAGUUCAUUGACGCUGUUACUUCUGCACUCUUCCUCC